AUGAGUGCCAAGCCUCAUAUUAGAAAUUAUUUGCGGCCUCUUUGCCUUGUGGGUCUGUUCAUCAUUGGCACCCUUUCUCUGAACUGUAACUUCCUGAAUGUCCACCUUAGGAGAGUCACUUGGAAAAAUCUCAGCCUACUGAGUAAUAUGAGCAAUUCACUUCCUGAAGAAUGUCUACGAGAAAAGAAAGCUUUUGCAUUGCCCAAAGAGGUCCUAUUACACACCCAGUCUGUGAAAAGGGACAUCAAGGAAGCCUUCUAUGAAAUCUCCAUACAGGCCUUCAACAUCUUCAGUCAAUACACUGUGAAGUCCUCUUGGGAAGAGCAACACCUAAGACAAAUCCAAGCUGGACUUGGUCAGCAAUUGCAGUACCUGAAGCAAUGCUUAGAAGAGGAAGAGAAGGAAAAUAAAGACCUGAAAGCUAUGGAAGGUGAUGAGAUUCGACACUCAAAAGCUACAGUUCCCCAGCUAAGCAGCCUAGAACUGAAGAAAUACUUCGCCAGGAUAGACAAGUUCCUGAAAGGGAAGAAGUAUAGUCAUUGUGCCUGGAAGAUAGUUCUUAUUGAAGUCAGAAGAUGUUUCUACUACUAUCAGAAAUCCACAGCACUUCACAUGAGGAAAUAA
Condylura cristata (star-nosed mole) is the source of this 624-nucleotide messenger RNA. RefSeq names its product interferon, kappa (gene IFNK). NCBI's taxonomy places the organism in Eukaryota, Metazoa, Chordata, Mammalia, Eulipotyphla, Talpidae. Gene Ontology annotation, molecular function: cytokine activity; type I interferon receptor binding. Gene Ontology annotation, cellular component: extracellular region. The record is from RefSeq and is a predicted model, not a curated record. Bases 1 to 624 code for a protein of 207 amino acids. The transcript has a single exon. Gene Ontology annotation, biological process: natural killer cell activation involved in immune response; T cell activation involved in immune response; adaptive immune response.